GCCCCGCCCGGGCCCUGGGCGCCUGGGGUCCCCGGAGGCGGCCCGAGAGGGCCGCAGCGGGGCUCCACCUAGCGCUCGGAGCUGCAGCAGUAGCCAAAGGAACGCAGCUCAUCAUCACGGAAAAGCCAUCGGUGGCGAAGCUGGUGGCGAAAGCCCUGGGAUUGAAGCAGGUAAAGGGCAGUGGACACUACCAGGGCAAAAAUCUUCUCGUCACCUCUGCGCGGGGACAUUUGGUCACCGUCAAGGCAAACUCCUGGGGAGUUCCCACGUUCCCAGAUUUCUCGCAGCUGGAGCCUUCGGAGUGGCUACCUGGACGAAUGAACGACUCCAACGCGAAAAUCCUUGCGCAGAUCAAGAAAUUGGCGAAGAACGCCGAUGUCCUCAUCAACGCGUGCGAUGCCGGCCGGGAGGGCGAACUCAUUUUCAGGCAUAUCCAGCGGUACCUGAAGCUGACGAAGAAGCCCUUCUUCCG
This is a messenger RNA of Symbiodinium sp. CCMP2592, 472 nucleotides long. NCBI's taxonomy places the organism in Eukaryota, Dinophyceae, Suessiales, Symbiodiniaceae. The record is from the annotation of a GenBank genome assembly.